This is a messenger RNA of Hordeum vulgare subsp. vulgare (domesticated barley), 2442 nucleotides long. RefSeq names its product L-type lectin-domain containing receptor kinase SIT2-like. Bases 167 to 2227 code for a protein of 686 amino acids. Gene Ontology annotation, cellular component: plasma membrane. The record is from RefSeq and is a predicted model, not a curated record. Gene Ontology annotation, molecular function: ATP binding; carbohydrate binding; protein kinase activity. Lineage: Eukaryota; Viridiplantae; Streptophyta; Magnoliopsida; Poales; Poaceae. Gene Ontology annotation, biological process: protein phosphorylation. The transcript has a single exon.
CUCGCGACAUGGUUCAAAGAAUUUUGCUCGCUCCAACCCGGAAGCACUGGUAAAGGGGGAAAGCUCGCUUCAUCGCCCUACUUACCGUUCACAAAUCCCAAGCACCAUAGCCAAGGACAAAGAGACCGGCGAGCGGUCCUUCUCCGCCGCUGGUGAUACGAGAGCCAUGCUUCUUCUCGGGCUUUACCACUUGGUCGCCCUGCUCCUGCUCCUCGUUGCUGCGGGCCGCUGCCUCGCGGCCACCGGCGGCGGCGAUGAUGGCCGGCAGUUCGUCUACAACGGCUUCUCCGGCGCGAACUUGACGCUCGACGGUGCGGCCGGGGUCAUGCCUAACGGCCUCCUCAUGCUGACCGAUGGCAGAAAGGUGAAAGGCCAUGCCGUCCAGCCGUUCCCGCUGCCGUUCCGUACCGCAUCGAACGCCGCCGGCUCCAUGCGGUCCUUCUCGACCACCUUCGUCUUCGCCAUCUUCGGUCCAUACGAAGACCUCAGCAGCGACGGCAUCGCCUUCUUCGUGGCCGCGUCCAAGGAGGUGCUCUCCGCUGCGUCGCCAGGCCAGUUCCUGGGACUACUAAACGAAGACAAUAUUGGCAACCGGAGCGCCCGCAUCUUUGCCGUGGAGCUAGACACGUUCAAAGAUGCCGAGCUCCGCGACCUCAACGACAACCAUGUCGGGGUCGACGUUGAUAGCCUGGUGUCAAUCGAUUCCGCCGACGCCGGAUGGUACUAUGAUGACGGCACCGGGAUGUUCCAGAACCUAAGUCUGAUAAGCCGGAAGCCCAUGCAGGUGUGGGUGGACUACGACAGCAGGGCCACGGAUAUCACGGUGACCAUGGCUCCGUUGGGCGUGGCCAGGCCCAAGAGGCCCCUCCUGCAGACCAACGUCAACCUCUCCGGUGUAGUGCCGAACAUGGCGUACGUCGGGUUCUCUUCGGCAACGAACUUCUUUUCCACACGACACUUCAUCCUCGGCUGGAGCUUUGCCCUGGAUAGACCAGCCCCUGCACUAGACAUCUCGAAGCUGCCACAGUUACCAUCGGCCUGGAGCAACUCACGGUCCAUGCCAAUCUCAAUAAAGAUCGUUCUAGCCUUAGCAUCGGUGACGAUGGUUUCGCUGGGCAUCGGAAUCUACAUCUUUGUAAGAAGGCUGCGUCUCAAGUACUCUGAGGUGCGUGAGGACUGGGAGGUCCCGUUUGGCUCCAACCGAUUUUCAUACAAGGACUUGUUUCAUGCGACCAAGGGUUUCAGUGACAAGAACUUGCUUGGGAGGGGAGGCUUCGGAAGCGUCUACAAGGGUGUGCUUCGAGAGCCUGAGAUGGAGGUUGCCGUCAAGAGAAUGUCACACAAUUCAAGGCAAGGGGUAAAGGAGUUCAUCGCCGAGGUGGUGAGCGUUGGUCGUCUUCGACACCGUAACCUCACGCAAUUGCUGGGCUACUGUAGGCGGAAAGAUGAACUUCUCCUGGUUUAUGACUUCAUGGAAAAUGUUAGCCUUGACAAAUACCUACAUGGUAGAAACGACCAAUUGCUAUGUUGGUACCAGAGGUAUUCAAUCAUCAAAGGUGUGGCAUCAAGUUUGUUAUAUCUACAUGAGGAAUGGGAGCAGGUCAUCAUCCACAGAGAUAUAAAGGCAAGCAAUGUACUCUUGGAUAGUAAGAUGAAUGGAAGGUUGGGCGAUUUUGGUCUUGCAAGGAUCUAUGACCACGAAACCGCCGCUGAAACCACCCAUGUGGCUGGCACCAUGGGAUAUCUUGCGCCAGAACUCUCGCGCGCUGGGAGGCCAACACCCUUCUCUGAUGUGUACGCAUUUGGUGUGUUUCUCCUAGAGGUCACGUGUGGACGCAAGCCAAUCUUCAUUGAUGAGCAAAACAACCGGGUGUUGCUGGUCGAGUGGGUGCUUGAGCACCACCACAACGGCUCAAUGCUCGACACGGUGGAUCCACGACUCAGAGGGGAAUUCAACACAGAGGAGGUAACCAUUGUGCUCAAAUUGGGUUUGCUAUGCACGUACCCGUCGCCCAACGCGCGGCCAAUCAUGCGAAAGGUCAUGCAGUACCUCGACCAUGAUCAAUUGCCUCCUGAUUUAUCACCGGCCUACAUAAGCUACAUCAUGAUGGCACAAAUGCAAAAUGGAGGAUUUGAUUCGCACGACAUGGCAUGUUCUCAGCCUGCGAUGAGUGUCGCCACUUUGUCGGGUGAGUCUUCAGUGACAAUUUUACGAGAGGGAAGGUGAAGCAUGUAUGCAAUUGACCCCCCCCCCCUCUUCCUCCUCUCUGUUGAUUUGAUAAAGGAUGUAAGGGGUUGUAUUAAGAAGCUAUGCUCUGUUGUUGGACUGCUCCGCCCCGCGUGUCUGAACUGGCCGAUUUUCAUUAUUUGAAUGUUGGGUAAUCAAUGUAUGUAUAAGUGAUUAAGAAAUAUUUCAAGCAAAGCUUUGAAGGUUGGACCGUA